Molecule: messenger RNA, 1063 nt
Organism: Thecamonas trahens ATCC 50062
Lineage: Eukaryota; Apusomonadida; Apusomonadidae
Exons: 2
Coding region: 39-1001 (320 amino acids)
Source: RefSeq, a predicted model, not a curated record
CUCCCCCUUCACCCCCCCUCCACAUACCACACACACACAUGACCUCAACACCAUCACCCGUUGCUGUGGUUCUCGCCGUGGCGCUGCUUGCUACCCUAACCAUGGCCACCACCACCACCAACACAACAUGGUUCACCGCAUCGCUCGACGGAAACAUUUACGCCCUGGACCCGGAGAAUGGCUCGCUGGAUCCGCGUGGCUCGUUCAGCUGGAACGGGACAGAUGAGCUGCAGCUGACCCUGUCGCAGUCGGUGGCGGCGGGCGAUGCUGCGGGCGAGAGAGCCUACUUUGCCGCAAACAACGUGGGCGAGACUCCGGCGGCAGUCAUUGUGGCCGUUGACGUCUCGGUCACGCCAGUCACCUUUGUCCAGUCGCAGAUCUACCCGUUCUACGUCGACGUCAUCCAUGUUGACGGCGAUGACCUCGUGGUCCUCGCAAACUUGGGCAACGAAGCCAUCCAGCUCAAGGCCAUCGAUGCAACGAGCCUCAAGGUGCUGCACAACCUCACGACGCCCAUCUACGACGUCGAGCUUGUGCCAGGCGCUGGCUCGGCCUUUAACGCCGAAGCCAACAUUUUCACCGUCCAGCUCUACUCGUUCAAGUACGGCAUUCGGCUGGUGAGCCUCAACGUGAGCGCGCACAACAACACCAUUCUGUACUUUCCGCAGAUGGUGGCCGCCGUCGUCAAGAUGGCGUACUCGCCGCAGCACGACGCCGUGUUUGGCAUUGUCGGUGGCGGCGUGCUCCCGGUCUUUGGCUACCUCAUCUCGCCGAUCACCGGAGCCUUCUCGGACCGCCACCAGCUCACCGACGGCCUCGGCGCCUUUGCUGACCUCUCCUACGGCUUUUCCGCCGCCACCGGCGACGUCCUCAUCGGCGUACCGCGCUACUCGGGCUCGACAGACUUUACGCUCGCCACCACCGCCACCAUCCCGUUCCAGACCGCCGCCAAGUUCUCGCUGCCGUAUCUGGCGACGCAGAUCGUCGUCGCCAUGGCUUGACCGCCGCAGCUGUAACAUCAUGUCCCUGGGCAGCAGCUGUCUGCUGCCGGCGCCCGUGCCUC